This is a messenger RNA of Juglans microcarpa x Juglans regia, 2280 nucleotides long. Its product is annotated as wall-associated receptor kinase 2-like. Lineage: Eukaryota; Viridiplantae; Streptophyta; Magnoliopsida; Fagales; Juglandaceae. Gene Ontology annotation, molecular function: ATP binding; calcium ion binding; polysaccharide binding. The record is from RefSeq and is a predicted model, not a curated record. The coding region runs from base 1 to 2280 and encodes 759 amino acids. Gene Ontology annotation, cellular component: plasma membrane. Gene Ontology annotation, biological process: protein phosphorylation; cell surface receptor signaling pathway. The transcript has 3 exons.
AUGUCUAUCGGUUUCCGAAGGAUGUUCUUGCAAAUUACAUGUGUUGUUCUGAUAUUGUCAGAACUGGCAGCUGCAACAGUAGCAGCUCCAUUAGCCAAGCCUAAGUGCCCAGAUCGGUGCGGAGAUGUCGAAAUUCCUUAUCCAUUUGGUACAACUAAAGAUUGCUACCUAAAUGAAGGAUUCUGGAUCAAUUGUACCGAUCCGUCCUCCAGCCCCGCCCAACCACUAUUUGGAAAUAUAGUUGUCACCAACAUUUCUAUCGACGGUCAGCUUGAGAUCUUGAAUUUUAUAUCAUUUCGGUGUUUCAGAAACUCGAGUGGUGUGCUUGAGUAUGACAAUGAACCCUAUCUCCGUGUCCUAGAUUUCACAAUUUCUAACACCAAAAAUAAGUUCGUGGCCGUCGGCUGUGACACUUACGCCUUCCUCAAUGCUUUCCAAAACAAUGAACCCUUUUCCAUUGGCUGCACCUCUACAUGUCAGAGUCUUAGAAAUGUCUUCAGCGGAUCUUGCUCUGGAAUUGGGUGUUGCCAGGUUGACAUUCCGAAAGGAUUGAAGAACUUUACUUUAGAUGCACGUAGCUAUGAUCGACACGUCGCGGUUGGGAGCUUCAAUCCAUGCAGCUAUGCUUUCGUAGCUAAACAAGACGGGUUCAACUUCUCCUCUGAUUAUCUUGAAAGCCUGCGAAGGAAUAAGACCUAUCCAAUGGUUCUUGAUUGGGCAAUCGGUGAUACAACAUGUGAAAUUGCCGAACACCAGCCGGGUUUCGUAUGUGGAAGGAACAGCCAAUGUUAUAAUCCCCCAAACGGUGAUGGAUAUCUUUGCGAGUGCAUUAAUGAAGGUUAUGAAGGAAAUCCAUACCUCGACGAUGGUUGCCAAGAUAUAAAUGAGUGCGAAGCAGACCCGAACCCCUGCAAUACCACUACGUCAACAUGCAAGAACACUGAUGGGAAUUUUACCUGUAUUUGCCACGACGGAUACGAAGGUGAUGGGAAGAUCACAAGUGGAAUAGGUUGCAGACCUAUAGCACGGGCCAACAAAUCUAGCAUUAAUAUCAUUAUUCCACUCGCUAUCAGCACUGGCCUCUUGGGAUUGUUUGUGGGAGUUUCUUCAAUAUAUUGUGGACUAAAAAGAAGAAAACUCAUCAAGCUAAAACAGAAAUUCUUCGAACAAAAUGGUGGAUUAUUGUUACAACAAAAACUCUCGAAUUAUAGAGCUUCAAUGGAGAGUACCAAAAUCUUUAAUGCAGAAGAACUUAAAAAAGCUACCAAUAAUUAUGAUGGAAGUAGGAUUCUUGGCCAAGGUAGCUUUGGAACUGUUUAUAGAGGAGUCCUACCAGACAACAAAGUUGUUGCCAUUAAGAAAUCAAAAAUUUGUGAUAAUAGUCAAAGUGAGCAAUUCAUAAAUGAAGUUAUUGUGCUUACCCAAAUUAACCAUAGAAAUGUGGUUAGGAUGUUAGGUUGUUGUUUGGAAACAGAAGUCCCAUUACUAGUUUAUGAAUUCAUCACAAAUGGGACUCUUUCUAGCCACAUUCAUGAUAAAAACCUAUCAUCCUCACUCUCAUGGGAAAAACGUUUGAAGAUAGCAUCAGAAACUGCAGGGGCACUCGCAUACUUGCAUUCUUCAACUUCCGUGCCAAUUAUACACAGGGAUGUGAAACCUGCAAAUAUACUUUUAGAUGAUAGUUAUUCAGCAAAAGUGGCUGACUUUGGAACUUCAAUCUUGGUCCCUCUUGAUCAAACAGAAUUAUCUACAUUGGUGAAGGGAACUUUUGGAUAUUUAGACCCAGAAUAUUUUUAUAGUCACCAACUUACAGAAAAGAGUGAUGUCUACAGUUUUGGUGUUGUUAUGGCAGAGUUAUUGACAGGUAUGAAAGCACUUUCUUUUGAUAGGCCUGAAGUGGAUAGAAGUUUGGCAAUUUACUUUAACAAUGCAAUAAAGGAGCAUCGCUUACAUCAAAUUCUUGACGAUAAAAUUGUCAAUGAUGAUAGUAUUAAUGUGAUAGAUGAAGUUGCUAAUAUUGCAAAAUGGUGCUUAAGUGUCAAAGGGGAGGAUAGGCCAACUAUGAAGGAAGUGGCAAUAGAGCUAGAAGGACUGAGAAUUAUGAGAAAACAUCCAUGGGUAAAGGCUAACGUCUACACAGAAGAGACUGAAUACUUGCUCGAGGCACCUACACACUCUUUCAACAUUGAUGUCGUUAAUAGUUCUUCUUCUUCCAUCACAACAGUUGGGUUUGAAAGUUUGAGGAACCAAAUUGUGAAACCAUUAGAUGACCGCAGAUGA